Sciurus carolinensis (gray squirrel) is the source of this 3007-nucleotide messenger RNA. RefSeq names its product sialic acid binding Ig like lectin 11 (gene Siglec11). NCBI's taxonomy places the organism in Eukaryota, Metazoa, Chordata, Mammalia, Rodentia, Sciuridae. The record is from RefSeq and is a predicted model, not a curated record. Gene Ontology annotation, cellular component: plasma membrane. Bases 117 to 2174 code for a protein of 685 amino acids. Gene Ontology annotation, molecular function: sialic acid binding. Gene Ontology annotation, biological process: cell adhesion. The transcript has 11 exons.
UCCUCUUCUGUGGCAGUCAGUGGCCCUCCCCCAAGCCUCCUGAGGGAGUGUCCUCUCAGAGUGGCAGAGCCAAAGGCCAGAGGAUCCCAGGACAGGACAGUCCCUCUGAGUCCGAGAUGCUGCUGCUGGCCCUGCUGCUGUUCCAGUUGAGGGCGGGGUCCCUGCGGAAGGUGCCGUCUUACUGGCUGCAGGUGCAGGAGCUGGUGACAGUGCAGGAGGGCCUGUGUGUGCUUGUGCCCUGUGCCUUCCACUCCGAGGCUUCCCGGAACCGCUCCACACUUGCUCACGGCUACUGGUACAAGAAAAAGGAGAAUUCCAAAAUUGAUCAAAGAACCGAUGAUCUUGUGGCCACAAACAACCCAGACAAGGAAGUAAAAAUGAAGAACAAACUUCAUUUCCUCCUCCUCGGAGACCCCCAGGCUGACAACUGCUCCCUGAGCAUCUCGGGGGUCCAGAAGGCCCACAGUGGAAGAUACUAUUUUCGGUUAGAGAAAGGAACUGUGAAAUACAAUUACAGAAGUAACCUGCUCACCCUGAUUGUCACAGGUUUGACCCAAACCCCAGACAUCCACAUCCGGGAGCCUCUGCAGUCGGGCCACCUCAGCCACGUGACAUGCUCCAUGCCUGGGACCUGUGACUGGCCCAUGGCUCCCAAUAUCUCCUGGGCUGGGGCUGCCCUGAGAGCCCUGGGGUCAGGCCUGGAGCCCUCCACCGCCUCAGAGAUCCUGCUCACACCCAACCCCCAGGACCAUGGCACCCACCUCUCCUGCCGGGUGACCUUCCCCGGGGCUGGCGUGUCCUCGGAGAGAACUGUCCAGCUCAGUGUGUCCUAUGCUCCUCAGAACCUGACCAUCAGCAUCCCCACUGCAGGUGGCCCAGUCCCAGAGUCCCAGGGAAACGUCUCGUAUCUGGAAGUCCAGAAAGGCCAGUUCCUGCGGCUCCUCUGUACUGUCGACAGCCAUCCCCCUGCCACACUGAGCUGGGUCCUGGAGGACCGAGUCCUCUCCUGGUCCUGCUCCUCGGGUCCCAGAACCCUGGAGCUGGAGCUGCCCACCGUGAGACCUGGGGACUCUGGGCGCUACACCUGCCAAGCAGAGAACGGGCUGGGCUCCCAGCGUGGCACCCUGGACCUCUCUGUGCAGUAUCCUCCGGAGGACCUGAGAGUGACAGUUUCCCAAGAAAACAGGACAGUCCUGGAAGUCAUCCGGAACGGUACGUCCCUCCCGGUCCUGGAAGGCCAGAGCCUGCGCCUGGUCUGUGUGGCCUACAGCCACCCCCCAGCCAGGCUGAGCUGGACCUGGGGGCCGCAGACCCUGAGCCCUGAGUGGCCCUCCGACCCCGGGGUCCUGGAGCUGCCCUGGGUGCAGACAGAGCACGAAGGAGAAUUCACCUGCCACGCCCGCAGCCCGCUGGGCGCCCAGCACAUCUCCCUGAGCCUCUCUGUGCACUACCCCCCGCGGCUGCUGGGACCCUCCUGCUCCUGGGAGGCCCGGGCUCUGCGCUGCAGCUGCUCCUCCCGCGCCUGGCCCACCCCCUCCCUGCACUGGCGGCUGGGGGAGGGGCUGCUGGAGGGGAACAGCAGCAAUGCCUCCCUCAGGGUCACCUCCAGCUCCGCGGGGCCCUGGGCCAACAGCUCCCUGAGCCUCCAUGAGGGGGUCAGCUCUGGCCUCAGGCUCAGCUGCGAGGCCCAGAACGCCCACGGCACCCAGAGCGCCACCGUCCUGCUGCUGCCAGGGAAAGCAGAACUCAGGGGAGGAGCACUUCUGGGGACACUGGGGGCUGCUGGUGGUGCUGCUCUACUCUUCUGCACCUGCCUCAUCUUCUUCUUGAUGAAGACCCACAGGAAGAAAGCUGGCCGAACAACAGGCACUGUGGGGGACGCCCCCACUGACCUGGGUCCUGUCUAUGGGCUUCCUGGAGCUCCGGCCCCGCCAGCCCGAGGAGCAGGCGGCCACCAGCAGGACAGAAUAUGCAGAGAUCAACCUCUGCAAGUGAAGGCCCUCAGGAGCGCCCGGACUUCCUGGGAGGGAGACGCAGGGACAGUUCCUAGGCCAGCAGUUCUCCACGUGCACAGCAGAGGGAGCAGCAGAGGGGGGCCCCGCCCUGGUGCUGGGCCGAACUGGGCCCCAAUUUCAGCCCCAUCACCAGUGAGGAGCCCGACUCUGAGCAAAUGACUUCACUCCUCAAUUUCCUCCUCUGCAAAAUGGACCUACCUCACAGGACUGUGGUGGGCCAUCAAGGAAGAAGCGCCAUCAAGCACCCAAGGGACUGUGUCUGCAGAGAGGCCGUCGCCCAGAGCCCCCUGCCAAGGCCACACACUAGUGUGGAGCCCACUAGGUCUGUCCUCCUGGCCCAGUCGGGGCACACCCGGCAGGGUGCCCCAGCUUCGCAGAGCCCCAGGGUCAGUCGGGCGACCCUGGGCUGCAGCCAUCCUCCUGCCCGCCUGCUCCUCCCUGCUCCCCUCCACGCGGGUUAGCUGCUAGGGCGACACCCUGUCUGUCCCUCCUCGCAAGCACACGCCAUCUCCUCGGCUGCUUCCGGGACCCCACCUCUGCUCGCACAGCGCUCCUGUUCAUCUGGAACAGAUCCCAGCGGGGUCAACCGCUCCCCUCCUGCCGAGGUGCACGGCCUGCUGCUUUGGUUCUGCCUCUCGGCUUCUUCUUUGACUGUGGCUGCAGUCUGGGUUCCACACACAGAGUGACAUGGCCCUUCCGGGGGCACUUCCUGCUUCCUCUGCUCCUUUCCGUUGUGCCUUUGUUAGUGAGAAGGCAAGUGGACAUCAGCUCCAGGAGCCGGGCCUGCGUGAGCCGUGCUGGCCGCAAGGGAAGGACCUGGCUGCCGCUCCUCGGAUUCCCUGGCUGAGGCCCUCCCUCCCAUCAGGAGGACACUGCACGUCUUGGUCAAUGACGUGUGACAAUGUUGUUUGUGACAGGAAAGAACAUCGUUGUCAAAUUUUGGCCCUCUUUUCAACAGGAUGCUUGAUGAUUCCAACUUCCCCAUUGCUAGC